This is a messenger RNA of Sesamum indicum (sesame), 1975 nucleotides long. RefSeq names its product acyl activating enzyme 1 (gene AAE1). The record is from RefSeq and is a predicted model, not a curated record. NCBI's taxonomy places the organism in Eukaryota, Viridiplantae, Streptophyta, Magnoliopsida, Lamiales, Pedaliaceae.
UGCUGUUACAUCAGCAGUAACGUCAGAAUAUGCAUAUAGCUGUCAGCACAGCCGAGUGCUCAUCCAAAUAACAGUUUGUAGAAGGAAAAAGAAGGACAAGUCUAUCUCCAAGUUUUUGCAAUUUCAAACGUUUAAUCGGUGAUUCCAUCCAUGGAAAAAGGCAGCCUGAAGUGCGCAGCAAAUUACAUUCCACUGACGCCCAUAAGCUUCUUGGAAAGGACAGCAAUUGUUUACGCAGACAGAGUUUCUGUUGUUUAUGGCGAUUUGAAGUUCACAUGGAAGCAGACCCAUGAUAGGUGCGUCAGACUCGCUUCCGCACUCAGCCAGCUCGGGAUUUCUCGCGGAGAUGUUGUUGCCGCGUUGGCUCCGAAUAUUCCGGAAAUGUAUGAGCUACACUUUGCUGUUCCAAUGGCUGGGGCAGUCCUUUGUGCGCUUAACAUACGCCAUGAUUCGGGAAUGGUGUCAGUGUUGCUGAGGCAUUCAGAAGCUAAGGUUAUAUUUGUAGAUUACCAGCUUCUUGAUGCUGCCAAAGGUGCAUUUAAGAUUUUAUCUGAGAAAGAUGUCAAGUUGCCGUAUCUAGUCAUUAUUCCAGAGUCCCAUUCAUUAACUGGAGCUAAUGGUCGGAUGUCAAUGCCAGAAGGUCUGGAAUAUGAGUCUUUCUUAGCAAGAGGAAAGACUGAUUUUGCAAUAAUGAGACCGAAUGAUGAAUGUGAUCCUAUUGCUCUCAAUUACACGUCAGGCACGACGUCUAGCCCUAAAGGCGUCGUCUAUAGUCAUAGAGGAGCCUAUCUUAAUUCUUUGUCUGCUGUUCUUCUUAACGAAAUGCUCUCUAUGCCUGUCUAUCUAUGGAUCGUACCAAUGUUUCAUUGCAAUGGCUGGUGCCUCACUUGGGCUGUGGCAGCACAAGGAGGGACGAAUGUAUGCCUGAGGAACGUCACUGCCAAAGGAAUAUUCAAUAGCAUUGCCAGGCAUCGGGUGACACAUAUGGGAGGUGCACCUACUGUGUUGAACAUGAUAAUAAACGCACUGGCUGACGAACGAAGGCCGCUCCCUGGAAUCGUGUCGGUUAUGACAGGUGCCUCACCACCGCCUCCUCAGGUACUCCUUAAGAUGGAGGAGCUGGGAUUCAACAUAACUCACGCGUACGGUCUGACAGAAACUUAUGGCCCGGGAACAGUCUGCGCUUGGAAACCUGAGUGGAAUUUCUUGCCCCUCGAUGCUAGAGCAAAAAUCAAGUCUCGUCAAGGAGUACAACACAUCGGCAUGGAAGAAAUCGAUGUGAAAGAUCCUGUCACCAUGCAGAGUGUGCCUCCUGACGCAAAAACCAUAGGAGAGGUUAUGUUUAGAGGAAACACAGUAAUGAACGGAUACUUGAAAGAUAUCAAAGCAACUCAAGACGCGUUCAGAGGUGGCUGGUUUCGUAGUGGAGACUUGGGAGUUAAACAUCCCGACGGUUACAUAGAACUAAAGGAUCGAUCAAAGGAUAUAAUCAUCUCAGGAGGGGAGAAUAUAAGUACAAUAGAAGUCGAGUCGGUGAUCUUCAGCCAUCCGGCAGUUCUCGAGGCUGCUGUCGUGGGAAGGCCUGACGACCACUGGGGUGAGACACCAUGCGCAUUCGUGAAACUCAAAGACGGUUUUAAUGCAACUGCUGAGGACAUUAUCAAGUAUUGUCGUGAUCAGUUGCCGCGCUACAUGGCUCCACAGACCGUCGUUUUUGAGGAUUUGCCCAAGACUUCAACCGGAAAAACACAGAAGUUUGUUCUCAGGCAAAAAGCCAAAGCUAUGGGGAGCCUUUCUAAAACAAGCAAGUUGUAGCUUCCAUAAAUAUGGAACAUACAUUUCUUGAGCCGCUGAUAUGGCUUCACAAAAUUUCCAGAUUGUUGGGAUAUGAAAUGUUGAUACCUCUCUUGAACUUGAAUGUCCUUGUAACUAAUAAGAUGAACUGGAAAUAUUGCAUUGUUUGCGUUGGUAUUAA